Prunus armeniaca (apricot) is the source of this 1308-nucleotide messenger RNA. The record is from the annotation of a GenBank genome assembly. Lineage: Eukaryota; Viridiplantae; Streptophyta; Magnoliopsida; Rosales; Rosaceae.
AUGACCGAAGACGAGCUGCGUUCCGAAGCAAAAAUGGUCGAUCUUCUGAAUCAAUUCGAACAUAUCUUGGAAUCCGAUCCUCACAUCGAUGAGGUGGGAUUUGUUCACCCAUCCCAGUUUUUCCAGCUGAACGAAGAGGCAGGUCAUUCCUUACCCUCAUCUGACAGCUCAGCUGAUGGAAAUUCAGUUUUUUGGAAUGAGGAUCAUAAGUUGGGGAUUUCAACACAAGUUCUUCUUCCAUUAUAUAAGGCAUCUAAGGAUGCAUUUAUGACAGCCAAUAGACAGUUUAAGGAACUGAACAGCACUUCUGAUGUAUCUGGGGCUGAGAAUUCUCUAUGUACCUCACUAUCUUUGGAUGACAGUAUUGAAAGUGCCGUCAUGAAGCAUAGCAGGGCUCUUUUGUUGCUAAGUUGUGAUUUCGGCACUGCGUGGCAUUCCAGGAAGCUCGUGGUGUUGGAGAAGCAUAAGCUCUCAGCAUUACUGGAUGAACUUCUCUUGUCAGCACUUGUUCUUUCAUAUUCACCUAAGUCUGAGUAUGCUUGGGGCCAUAGGAAGUGGGUUAUCAAAUCAAUUUCUGAAAAGUGUUCAACUCUGCCAGAGAUUGUGACCAAAGAGUCUGAGCUGGUGGAGAAAAUAGCUGAGAGGUCAAAAAUGAAUUACCGUGCAUGGAAUCAUCGUUGCUGGUUGGUUUCCUACAUGACAAGAGAACAGUUGCUACAUGAAUUAAAGAGAUCCAGAAACUGGGCCAACUUGCAUGUUGCUGAUCAUAGUUGCUUCCAUUAUCGUAGUCAGCUAAUGCUUAAGAUUUUAGAGGACCAAUGCUAUGAACAAGAAAUAUCAUCUUCUGGUUACAGUGUUGAAAUAUAUCUACUGUGGAAGGAUGAACUUGAUUGGGAUGAAAUGCUGAUAAAGCGCUACAUAGGAAGAGAGGCUCUAUGGCUUCAUCGCCGCUUCCUUUCCUUAUUUUGGAUAAAGCAUUUCUUAACUGAUCACACUGGUCUGUCCAACCAUGGGAAGCAGAAAACCUGCAUGAAUAAUGACUUCAGUGUAUUUAUGGACGAUGAGUUACAUCUCCUCCACUCCUGCUCAAUCAUUCCAGAUAAUAGCUUUGACGAUUACCAAGCACAGGCUAUGCAUUCUGCUACUUACAUGUUAUGGUUGAUUAAGCAAAUCCCUGAUCCUUGUCGGAUUGAAUUACAAGAGAAGCUCAGAACAGAAAAUCUGAAAGCUCUGCUGAAUAAGGUGUGCCCAGAAAGGUCCUCAACUUGGGAUUGUUUAACGGGCUAUGUUGAAGCAUCUGACCAUUAA